Closterium sp. Naga37s-1 is the source of this 5412-nucleotide messenger RNA. Lineage: Eukaryota; Viridiplantae; Streptophyta; Zygnematophyceae; Desmidiales; Closteriaceae. The record is from the annotation of a GenBank genome assembly.
AUGGCCGGCAAAGGCCCUCUUAGGCGAAUCACGGACCUCGACGAGCUCGGCCCCGGCGCGACGCGACUCACGGCCGAAGUACUCUACGGCGACGCGUUGCGGACGUUCGUGAGCGAUGUGGAGCGGCUGGUGGGCACUGCCGGCGAGGGAGUAGCGGUGGCGCCACCGGCGGCGACGGCAGCGGCUGCGGCGGCGGGAGGAGGAGGAAGCGCAGCACGGGAGGCGUUCGCGCCGCUGUCCGGCGGGAGGCUGUCGUCCGACGUCACUCCGACAGACGCGCUCGCGCUGGUGGCUGUGGAGCUCGAUGCGCGGGAGUCGCCCUUGUUCAUGGAGCUUCACAAUAAGCUGCGCCUCGCGCCACGUCCCCUAGUCAAGCAGCUGCGCCGGCUCUCCCCGAGCGCCGUGCGCCUCCUCGCCGCUCUUCUCCGCGUCCCCGCGUCCCUCUCCGCGCACCUUGCGACUCUCCUCCACGACUCCCCCAGCCCCGCGGAAGCCGCCGCCGCCGCAUCAUCUCCCACUCAGAUUCUCACACGCGCUUCCGCCGCCUUGGACCAUCCAGUAACCGCACGACCCACCGCGAGCCCGGUCCCACCAACAGCGGCAGCGGAAGACUCCGCGGAAGCCGCGCGGGAGCAGCGCGCGAGUCGUGCGCGCGCGGGGAGCAGCAGCAGCAGCAGCAGCAGCGGGUCGAGCGGCCGCGGCGCCGCGGCCUUAGUGGCUUCUGACAAGGAACGGGACAAGGCGGAAAAGUUCUCGCUGAUAUCGCGCAUCGUAGCGUCACCGGUAUGGAUCAACGCAGCAAGCAGCCGCCGCAACCGCCGCAACCAGGGCGCCAGCGGGAAGAGUCCCGCUUGCGGCACCAUCCCCCCCGUCGCCCAUGGUAACACCUCCAGCAACCCCAAGACUCCCAGUCACCGCAGAGUUACCAACGGCCCCGGAACGACGAGUCACGGGCUGGAGCUUGCGCACGCUGAGUGCGCCGCCGUUGCCCAUGCUAGUAACACCUCCAGCAAUCCCAAGUCUCCCAGUAACCGCAGCGAUACCAACAGCCCCGCCUCGAAGGGUCACGGGCUGGAGCUUGCGCAGGUUGACGGCGCCGCGACUGACGGUGACGGGGUGGAGGGGCAAGAGACUGACGGGACUGCGCGGGGGGAGCAGGACGGGGGAAGCGGGAACGAAGGAAAGACACGUUCGAAGCGCACGUGGAGGGAAGGAGAGGCUGCAGGAACGCAGGUGGCGGUUCCGCCCUGUGGUGGUGCUACUGGCGGUGCCGGCACGCGAUGCACGCGCAAGCGGCAGAAGCGCGUGAAGCUCGCGAUCGUGCCGCAGCUCUCGCAAUCGCUGGCGAAAGCGGCGAAGGCGGAGGAACUCGAGGAAAAUGUCGGAAUCGCGAUGGAAGCGUGCGGUGGUGUGGUUGACUUGGGGUUGAGCGCACCAGCGGUAAUCGAACAGGAGGUGAUAGAACUUGAAACAGCAGACGACGCCUCUACUAUCCAACCUGCUAUUCUCACCGCGGCGGAAGGAAGCGCGGAGGGAAGCGCGGAGGGAAGCGCGGAAGGAAGCGCGGAAGGAAGCACGGAAGCAGCGUCGGCACAGGCGGUGGUGGCGGCAGCAGCGCAUGAAACCGAAGGCCGCGCGAGUACCGGGGAAGCAGAGGCGCGCGGGAAAGCGUGGGAAGGCGCGCGAGAAGGCGCCCGGGGAACGUCGCUCAGUGCCCCUGCGGAAGAUGCGCGGAAGGACGGAGAUAAAUUCGCGGCUGGGGGGACUUGCGCGGAGAGUGUGCGCGCAGAGGAGGCGGAGAAGGAGCGGGAGCAGGCGGAAGAUGCGACAGAAGGCGGUGCGGAGGCGGAGGGUAACGGAGAGUCUCCGCAGGCGUGCGCGGACGGGAUGGCGGGAGAUGAGGUGGCGAUUGGCGCGCACGCGCACGAAAGUGACAGGCGCGAUCUCGGAGGCAUGGCGCAAGGGAAAGUAAUGGAGGAGGGGGGAGAGAUGGCGGAGGGGGUAUUGGCGGUGGAGGGGGAAGUGGUGGCGGUGGGGGUUGGGGACGGUAACGAGGAGCGCGUGCAAGGGAUAACAGUGAGAGAUAUGGCGGGUGAGGGGGAGGGGGACGCGGAGAUAGGAGAGCGGAAACGGGGAAUGGCGGACGGAGAUUGCGCCCAUGCGGGCGUUGGCGGAAGCUUUGGCGGGGAAGGCGGAGGUUUUGGGGGAAACUGCAAGGGCAGGGGGGGAGCGCAUGGGGCUAUUGCAGCGGAUGCGGAAAAUGGAGAGGGCGCAGCGCAAGAGCAAGGGAGUGCAGAUGGGGUUUGCGAGAAUGAGGAGGAAGGGAGCAGAGGGGAUGUGCGCCUGCAAGGGGGAGAAAAAGCAGAGGCCAUGGACGAUAAGGGGGUGUUGGAUGCGGUGGAGAGGCGUAAGGGGGAGCGGAGUGACAGAACAGACGAGGAAACGGGGAGGGUUACAGCUGUAGAGGAAAGAGAGGGGGUGAUGGGGGAAAGGGGAGGUGUGGGGGAGAGUGGGAGCGGGUGUGAACAUGCGAGGAAGGAAGAGGACGAUGAGUCAAGUGGGUGUGAGUCCAGUGGCGACGGAAGCGAAACCAAGGUUGAAGGAGUGAAUGGUAAGAGGAGGGACGGUGGUUGUGAAGGGGUGGGUGGUGAGAGGAGGGACAGUGGCUGUGAGGGAGUGAAUGAGAGUGAGAGCGAGGGUGAGACAGCUUGUUCGGGGCUUGGUGGCGACAAGAGGAGUGAGGAGAAGGUGGUGACUUCCAAGGGCCUUUUGAGCGCAAGGGCUUCUGAGGAAGGUGCUUCUGAGGAAGGGUUAUCUGGGGAAGGUGCAUCUGGGGAAGGUGCAUCUGGCACUGCUGGUACUGAUGAAGGUAUUCCAGGUUCAGCCACGUUUGGCGAUUCUGAUUCGGACGAAUCUUUCUUCAGUGCUCCUGAAACACCUGAAGUGUUGGAAGCACCUGAGGAGCUGAAAGCACUUGAAGUGCUGAAAGCACCUGGAGUGCUGAAAGCACCUGACGUGCUGAAAGCACCUGAAGUGCCUGGAGCACCUGAAUUGCUGAAAGCACCUGAAGUGGUGGGAACACCUGAAGUGCUGGGAGCACCUGAAUUGCUGAAAGCACCUGACGUGCUGACAGUACAUGAAGUGCUAGGAGCACCUGAAUUGCUGAAAGCACCUGAAAUGCCGACAGCACCUGAAGUGCUGGGAGCACCUGAAUUGCUGAAAGCACCUGAAAUGCUGACAGCACCUGAAGCGCUGGAAGCACAUGAAGUGCAGAAAGCACCACAGACAUCCUGCCUCACCAAAACUCCCGAACCAGCAGAACCAACUGAAGUGCCUGGAGCACCUGAUAAUGGCAAUGCGGGGGAAGCAAAAACUAUGGAAGCAGAGGUGGGGGGAGCAAAGGUGGUGGAAGAAAUGGUGCGGGAAUCAGUAGCAGGGGAAGCCGAGGCGGGCGAAGAAGAGGUGGGGAAAGCAGAAAUGAGGGAAGCCGAGGCGGGGGAAGCAAAGGUAGGGGAAGCAGAGACGGCGGAAGAAGAGGAGGGGGAAUCAAAGAGCGUAGAAUCAAAGGCGGGGAAAGUGGAGAUGGGGGAAGUAGAGGCAGCGGAAGUAGAGGACGGGAAAGGAGAUUCAGGGGGAGCAAAGGCUAGGGAAGUAGAGAUGGGGGGAGUAAAGGCGGCGGAAGAAGAAGAGGGGGAAGCAGAGGCGGGCGAAGGAAAGGGAGAGGUGGGGGAAGUAGAGAUGGGGGAAGUAGAGGCGACGGAAGAAGAAGAGGGGGAAGCAGAGGGGGGAGACGCAAAGGCAGGGGAAAUAGAGAUGGGGGAAGUAGAGGCGGCCGAAGAGAAGGCGAAGGAAACAGAGGUCGGGGGGUUAAUAGCGGGGAAAGCAGAGGCGGAGGAAGCAAUAACGGGGGUAGCAAAGGGGAGGGAUACAGAGCCUGGGAAAGCAGAGGAGGGGGAAUUGGAGGCGGAUGAAGCAGAGGCGGGGGAAAUAGAGGAGGGGGAAGUGGAGGUGGGGGAAGCAGGGGCGGGGGAAAUAGAGGAGGGGGAAGAAGAGGAGGGGGAAGUGGAAGUGGCGGAAGCAGAGGCGGGGGAAAUAGAGGAGGGGGAAGAAGAGGAGGGGGAAGUGGAGGUGGGGGAAGCAGAGGCGGCGGAGGAAGAUGAAUGGGAAUUAGAGGUGGUCAGAACAGAGGCGGGAAAAGCAGAAACGGGGGAAGCAGUGGAAGGGGAAACAGAGGAGGGGGGAGCAAAGGUGGGGGAAGCAAAAAUGGGGGAAGAAGAGGCGGAGGAAACAGAGGAGGGGGAAGUAAAGUUUGGGGAAGCAGAGCCGGAGGAAGCAGAAUUGGGGGAAGCAGUGGUGGUGGAAACAGUUGUCGAGGAGGGGGAAGCGGGGGCGGGGGAAGCAGAGGCGGAAGAAAUAGAGGAGGGGGAAGUAGAGGAGGAGGAAGCAGAAACGGGGGAAGCAGAGGAGGGGGGAGCAGAGGAGGAGGGAGCAGAGGAGGGGGAAGCAGAGGAGGGGGAAGCAGAGGAGGGGGAAGCAGAGGAGGGAGAAGUAGAGAUGGGGGAAGCAGAGGCAAAGGAAAUUGAAGAGUGGGAAGCAGAGGAAGGAGAAUCAGAAGUGGGGGAAGCAGGGGUGGAAUGGGUGGAGGUAGCAGUGCAGCAGAUGAAUGUCACACAUGCUGCAUGGCUCAAGGGCGCAUGGCUCAGAAGUAUUCCCUAUGGCCUGAAUGUGCAUGGUAGUGGUGGAUGUGGUGGCGGUAGCUGCUGCAUGUUCCACAGUGCUCCCGAACCUGCUGCUGCACCCAAACCUGUUACCACUCAUGAGGUUACUGCCACUCCCGAACCUGCUGCUGCUCCCGAACCUGUUGCCAUUCUUAUUCCCACCCCCAAAGCUGCUGCCGCACCUAAACCUGUUACCACUCACGAGCUUAUUGCCACUCCUGAACCUGCUGCUGCUCCCGAACCCUAUUAUGCUUUUCCUGAAGCUGAUACUAUUCCUCAAGAUGUUGCUCCUCCUGAAGCUGCUGCUCCUGUUUCCACCACUGACACAAUCCCUGAUGCUUGUGCAUUGCCCCGAGCUCUUACAAACGUUGAUCAGCAAAGGAAUGUCAACUCUGAUUCAGCGCGUGCAGCUGUCAGGGGACUGCUACAGAACCACCUGACAGUAGUGCUGGAACCUGCCCUGGGCCUAGCCGACGCUGAUGCAGGCACACAGGAUGGACUUACGGGAGAUAAGCCAUGUGUUAUCGGUGCGCAGGGGUUGGUUGGGAGUGUGGCUCAACGGGAGGCAAGUGGGGUGGGGUUCAUGGAGUGGUGGGAGGAAAUGGAGGAGGAGGAGCAGCAGGUGGAGGCUUACAAGAUGGCCAUGGAGGCUGUGUGGUCAAACAAAGGAUGGUCGAUGCUCGUUAGGGGGUAG